This is a messenger RNA of Chelmon rostratus (copperband butterflyfish), 2962 nucleotides long. Its product is annotated as sialoadhesin-like. NCBI's taxonomy places the organism in Eukaryota, Metazoa, Chordata, Actinopteri, Chaetodontiformes, Chaetodontidae. The coding region runs from base 113 to 2371 and encodes 752 amino acids. The record is from RefSeq and is a predicted model, not a curated record. The transcript is spliced from 11 exons.
CAGAGACCAGAUCCCAUCCAGAUGUAGAAAUGUUCACAGUGAUUAACUGACAUCCACUGUUUCUCAUGUAUGUGAUCGACCUGCUGAUUGAACAGAGACAAAAGGAGAAGCUAUGAGUUCAACAGCAGCAGCGAGUGGAUUUGUUGCCUUCCUUCUCUCUGUACAAGUGGUACAGGGUACGAAUGACUGGGGAGUGACUUACACCUCUACUGAGAUCUGUGCCUCAAAAGGAUCAACUGUGGAAUUACCCUGCACGUACAAAUACCCAUCCAGACAAAAAACACGAUAUACCACAGUUACAAAUCAACUCUGGUUUACUGAAUUUAAUGGAUAUGUACAUGUGGAUCUGAGAACAGACCCACAGUAUUCAGGUCGUGUGGAGUACAGUGAUGAUAAGAAGGACUGCACUCUGACAAUCACAGACGUGAGAGAGAGCGACUCAGCUGAGUACAAGUUCAGGUUCAUAACAAACCACGAUGGUGGAAGCUAUACUGGUUCACCUGGAGUCACUUUGUGGGUCACAGAUCCAGGUCUCCAGGUGAAGGUGAGAGAAUCUCCAUAUCGUGACCAGAUUGAGUGUCACAUUAUUUGUCAUCGACCUGAUCAUCCUUCCUACAUCUGGUACAAAAAUGGACAGAAAAUUCCAGCAGCAACAUCUUCUUCUUCUUAUUAUUAUUCAGACUCCUUUAGUUCUGCAGACAGUUACUCCUGUGCUGUCGCAGGACAUGAGGAUUCCCCCUCUCCUUCAGUGUGUGUCGUUGGUCAAUCCUGCAACAGAGUGACGUACACCCACAGAGGCAUCUGUGUCUUCAGAGGCUCAUCAGUGGACAUUUCCUGCACGUACAGCAGUAAUGGAUACGAUGUUGAUUCAAAAUUCUGGUUCAGUCCUGAACGUAGCCGUCAGUGGCUGAAUCCAUCACAGCCUGAGGACCUCGGAGGAGACUCCCAGUAUGACGGUCGUGUUCAGGUGAUCACAGAGAGAGGACGCUCCACUCUGAGAAUCACUGACCUGACAGAGAGUGAUUCAGCUCAGUAUCGCUUCAAAUUCAGAACAGGAAGCUUUGAAUGGACGAGUAGUUUACCUGGAACAACUCUGACUGUCACAGCUCUGCAGGUGCAGGUGACCAGAAUAAAAGUCUACCAGUCUUACACUGAGGCAGAGCUGAAGUGUCACAGCAGCUGCGGUCCAGCUGGUCGUUCUUCCUGGUUCAAGAAUGGAGAGGAAAUCACAGGGGUGCAGAUGUCCUCUUAUAAAGGCGUCUUUUAUCCUGGAGACAUCAUCUCUUGUGCUUUGAAAGGACAUGAAACUUACGUCUCUCCCUCAGUGUAUGCUCCAAAGCCUCCCUCUGUGUCAGUGAGUCACGCUGGUAAAAUCAUGGAGGGCAGUUCAGUGACUCUGACCUGCAGCAGUGAUGCUAACCCAGCAGCUAGUUACACCUGGUACAAGGAGAAUGUGAACCUCAAAGCCGUCAGAGAAGAAGCACAGCUUGUCUUCAGGUCCAUCCAGUCCUCUGACUCUGGAGAGUAUUACUGUGCAGCUGAGAACGAGCUGGGGAGGAGAACAUCUAAAAACAUCUCUAUUGAAGUGACGUAUGCUCCAAAGCUUCCCUCUGUGUUGGUGAGUCCCUCUGGUGAGAUAGAGGAAGGCAGUUCAGUGACUCUGAGCUGCAGCAGUGAUGCUAACCCAGCAGCUAAAUACACCUGGUACAAGAUGAACCAAACACUGACUCCUGGAGACACGUAUCAUUUCACCUCUAUCACCUUGGAGGACAGCGGGAUCUACCACUGCAAGUCUGAGAAUGAGUAUGGCCAGAUCACCUCCAACCCUGUACACAUAGAUGUCCAGUAUGCUCCAAAGCUUCCCUCUGUGUCAGUGAGUCCCUCUGGUGAGAUAAAGGAAGGCAGCUCAGUGACUCUGACUUGCAGCAGUGAUGCUAACCCAGCAGCUAAUUAUACCUGGUACAGGGAGAAUGAAGACUCGACAAAAGCAUCAGGACAAAUCUUCAUCAUCACUGACUUCAGAGCUGAACACAGUGGGAAUUAUUACUGUGAAGCCCAGAGCAAAAGAGGACGUCGUAACUCCACCUUGUAUCUGCUUGCUGUGGCAGGGAAAUCAACAAUGAUGAUAAAUAUCAUCAGGUUGACUCUGGUGGUUGUGGGGCCGACUCUUCUGCUUCUGUUCUGUCUGUGGAUGAGGAAGAAGAAAACUCUGAGCUCCACCACUGAAACACAUGAACCCAUAGAGACUAUGGAGAUUCCAUUGGAGGCCUUCAACGCUCAUCUUGUUGUCUGUCCCCAUCAGCUGGAGUCUGAUCCUGAUUAUACCAACGUCUCAGCCUUAAACAGCAGAAGAAGAAGCACAAGCAUGUAGCAGAAGAUUGGAGAAUGCAAGCUUUAUUUGUACCUGCGCAGGUACAUUACAUAUGUUAAGUGUUAAGGAUUGUAAAAUCAAAUUUUAGAUGUUAAUGUCACACAGUACUUUUAAGAAAUACUGUCAUAUCGCACUUGUCCUGACAGAGAAGGCCAAUAAAGUCUGUUCAAAACAGUGUUAAACUGAAGGCACAAUAUCUCACAGCAUGUAUAUAUUUCAAUACAGUGAACUCCAACAUGAGCCCAGCUCUAUCUCACUUUGCUAGUUGUCAACAUUUUUCAAGUACUGCAGUGGCUGAUUGACAGCAACUCAGUUCCACAGCAACUCUGUAGUUUGGGUAUCAUUAGUUCCCUGUCACUGCUGCAGGGGGCGACAGUGUGCAGAACAUUUCAGCUGUUAACAAACUCUUUGUGUGCUUAUUAUUCAGAAUAAAGUUUGUAUUGAUCAGAAAUGAAGUCAACUACAACCUGAAUCAUUUUUUUUCCAAUAAGACAUUUGCAUUGGAGACUGGAGGUAAAUAUUGGCAGGUCACUCGCACAGCUUCAACAAUAAAUGUGAACAUGUUUAAAUGCAGUACGAGGAAAUGUGACU